Molecule: messenger RNA, 990 nt
Organism: Colletotrichum higginsianum IMI 349063
Lineage: Eukaryota; Fungi; Ascomycota; Sordariomycetes; Glomerellales; Glomerellaceae
Exons: 2
Coding region: 1-990 (329 amino acids)
Source: RefSeq, a predicted model, not a curated record
AUGCUGGAAAAAGGAUGGGAGAUGGAACAGCUUGCUCUCUUUGGUCUCAUUCUCCCUGCAAAGGUCGACAACGGAUCUCCGACAUACACAUGGGACAGUGACUCGGAAGAAGAGGAGGACUCGAACAAGUCCUCAAUGUUCGACAAAGAGGCUAAGACGCCACUGAAACUACCUGCGGCACUGGAGCGGUCACGUACCCCCUCCAAUAUUCUUCGCAAGGUCAAGUCCUUUGCCAACUUUAUUGCCAACUCCGACCUCGAAAAGGACGUGCCUGAGCUCCCGGAGCUCCCGGAGCUUCUUGAUCAGUUUGGUUUACCGCCUGGGGCCCCGAUUGAGCCAACCUCUCGAACUUUCAUUCGACCGGCUCGAUCCAGCAGCUCCCUUCGUCCCAAGGCGUCCAUUCGAACGGUCCCCAGCGCUACCAUACUGCGAGAGAAGCGAAGCGCGGGUAUCGAUAAGUCCCAGAUAUCCCAUCCUGUUGCUCCUGAAGAGAAGAGACGCGCUGGAUCGGACUUCAGCCAGGCGUUUGCUCGACGCAAGGGAACUGCCGAAAGCGAGCGCUCCUCAUGUUUAGCGGGGUCUUUACGCAGCCCUUCGAACUUGGUUUCCCCUUCGUUGUCGACGAAACUUCCGCUCUAUCUUCUCCAGCCACAGCAUCCCACUGUCUACUUUGGCAAAAAUGAAGCACCUCCCAAGUUUCGACUUGCGCCCCCUCGACUGUCUCCUAUGGAAUACGCCCGCCAGUAUCUCCUGGCCAAGACAAAGGCAGACAAAGAGGAUGCGGAGUGCAACAUUUCCAAACCGAUCUUAAUCUGGGUCUGGACUGAGGACUAUCGAGAGUUUCUCUUACUUCCCCACGUCCCCAAGGGCAUACAGAGAAACUUUUUGCCCAGCAAUGGCAAAGACUGGAAGAAGUCUGACUUUAUGAGACCCUGUUCCGACCUCUAUGCAAAGGGCAUGGAAGGAUUCAACCAAGUCGCUCCUCAGUGA